AUGUCGUACCAACAACAACAACAACAGCCAAGUUUUCUCAGGACUGGGACUACAAACAGUAGUAAUAGUAGACCAUAUUCGAUGAACAAUCCAUUUAGAAUGGCAGCACAACAACAAGAAUUAGACAGUUCUAAUAGUAACCAAUAUGACUCAGAUAAGGACUACCAAAAUUGGAUUAGAAAAAACAAUAUAAAACAACAUAAUGUUAAUAAUUUAGAAUUGAAUACACAAAGAAAUAGAUCGACAAUAAGUUUUGAAAAUAAUAGUAAUAAUAUGAAUUCAUCGCAUUCACCAAUUGAUAAUGUUAGAACACCUAAUUCUGUAUUUUUUAAUAAUAGUAGUAAUAGUGGUGGUAGCAAUACACCAUCUCCUAGUGGUGGAUUAAGAAGAAAGUAUGUUAUUUUAUCUGUAUUUAUAUGGGAUGUAAUUGGAUUUGAAUUGGAAAUACCAAGAAAAUUAAUACUCAAUAUGAGCAAUAAUAAUAAUACUAUUUAUAACAGCAAUACAGUUAGAAGUUAUUCACCAACAGUAAGAACCCAAAAUAACAAUUAUAAUCCAUUUGUUGAUGAAAGAGAAACUGUUUCCACUAAACCACCCCAGUAUAUACCACCGGCUUCUUCUUCUUCCUCCUCCUCUGCUAGGUUAACCGCUAAAGAAGAAAAGGAUAGAUUAAGAGAGAGAUACUUAGAAGAAGAAGAAGAUACAAAAGAUCAACAACCUAUAAAUGAUAGAUACCGCACAAGGAAUAGAAUAAACCCUUAUAAUGUUAAACCGAAUUCAAGCCCCAAAGAUGAUUUGCCGCCUUCUUAUGAUGAAAUAGCUAAAAGUAGAAAGCCGUACCCAAGAAAUGAAAAGCAUUCUUCGUCCUCCAGGAGCCGUUCUCGUCCUAGUGCUAGUGAUACUGGUGGUGGUUCUAAAAGCCGUAAGUCAAAGAAAAAGGGACCAAUUGCCAAAAAUGUUGACACAAUUGAUAAGUUAGACGUUACAGCGCUAUUUGGUGGUGCAUUCCAUCAUGAUGGUCCGUUUGACGCAUGUACGCCUCAUCGUAAUAAAAAUACCACCACUGCUCCAGUUUUGGCCUUCCCUAAGGAUGGUCCAAAUUCAACUAUAAAAGGUGGCCCGUUGAGCUCCUAUAACACCAAAAUGAAUCAAAUGUUUGGUACUGAAAACCAUGAUGAUGAAGAUGAUGUGGUGUAUUCCACUGAUAAUAUGGCCAAGCGUGGUGGAAACGGCGAAAUCUUGAUUCCACCAAGAGCCAUGAUGAGCACUUCAAGCUCUGAUACCUUGGAUGCUAUUAAAAACAGAUCAGAUGUUGGGCAGUUUGACACCAAACAGAAAGUACAGUUAAUUCAUGGACCAACCUCUCAAGGGUUGGGGUCGACCACAUUUUUAGACGGUGCACCAGCUGCUCCGCUGGCUAUUAAAGAGGAUAUGAGACACAGAAGGCAUGAAACUUUAGGUAGAAAAAAAUCAUUAAGUCAAAGAUUAAAAGGCGCUGCCUCUGCAGCCUUAAUUAAUAGGAAUAGUGAUGAUGAUGAUGAUGAUUAUGAUUAUGAUGAUACCUAUGAAGCUGAUUUUCAUGGCACCAACAGGCGAACGGCACCUAAUACACAGAUGAAUACCAGAAUGAAUGGCAAUAUAAAUGGAAUCCCUACCGGUCAUGGAUAUAAUUCUGUGAGAGGUGGCAGUCCAUCACCGAUUAAGAAUAAUACUAAUACUUAUGUUUCCACCUUUCCAGAUGGCAGGAAUAAUGAAGAUGAGGAUGUUUAUAUGGGUGUCCGUUUUAAUGAUGGCAGUAGAGCUGCUAAAAAGGAUGGCAGUGGAAAUAAAUUUUUACAAAGAGUGAAAAGUCUCAAGGUCAGUAGAAAAUAA
Saccharomycodes ludwigii is the source of this 1872-nucleotide messenger RNA. RefSeq names its product Pal1 family protein. The record is from RefSeq and is a predicted model, not a curated record. The transcript is spliced from 2 exons. Lineage: Eukaryota; Fungi; Ascomycota; Saccharomycetes; Saccharomycodales; Saccharomycodaceae. Gene Ontology annotation, cellular component: cytoplasm. The coding region runs from base 1 to 1872 and encodes 623 amino acids.